This is a messenger RNA of Pleuronectes platessa (European plaice), 2680 nucleotides long. RefSeq names its product growth differentiation factor 5 (gene gdf5). Gene Ontology annotation, biological process: BMP signaling pathway; SMAD protein signal transduction. The transcript has 3 exons. Gene Ontology annotation, cellular component: extracellular region. Lineage: Eukaryota; Metazoa; Chordata; Actinopteri; Pleuronectiformes; Pleuronectidae. Gene Ontology annotation, molecular function: cytokine activity; growth factor activity. The record is from RefSeq and is a predicted model, not a curated record. Bases 1 to 1827 code for a protein of 608 amino acids.
AUGAAACUUGUGAAGCGUCUUUGUCUCCUGCUGAGCUGCUGGACUCUCAUGUACCUGCACCCCGUCCUCGGUUCCCUGAGCCGGAGCAGACCGACCGAGCCCCACCACCGGUACCGGCUGGGAGAGGCAGCGGAGAGCGCGACAGGCGGAGAGCAAGUCCCCGGGAGAACCGGCAGUUCCACCCUGACGCCCGGCAGACACCCGGUGCCCGGGGCGUGGAGACCGUCCCCGCUCGUUCCGGCGAGGAUCACGAGUAUCCGCGCGAGUCCGCCGUUAAUCCAGGCUGAGUUGACUGUUGUAAAAAGCUCCGGCACUGCGGUGACAUCCGCGUCCCUCCGCAGCGGGGCCGUGCCGGUGAACCGUGCACAGCUGCAGCACCGGGACCGGGACCGAGCAGGGAGCCUGGGGCGCAAAGACGCCGUGCGCUCCUGGCUGCCCGGAGGAGAUGCUCGCUCCAAAGCGCACGCGCCCGCGGCUCUGAGCGCGCAUGCAGCUGUGAAAGGAGUCAGGACUGUGGACGGAGGAGGUGGAGGCGUGAGCUCACCGGCUAGACAUGUUGGGAAGGUUGCUCCAAGAAGAGGAGCCGCUCCGGUGCGCACCGGGGAUCCACCGAGAGGAGCCUUUGUGCAGAAGCAGCCUCUGGGUCAGAAGGCGGCUCCGGUGGCGCAGCGAGGAUCCAGCUACAAAACCCUGAAAGUGAGCGACCGGGAGCCGCAUCCCAAGCAGCCGCUGGUGAUCCCUCACGACUACAUGCUGUCUCUGUACUGGUCCCUGUCCAGCGGAGACCUGAACAGCAGCGCUCUGCACGAGGCGGGUCUGGCCAACACCAUCACCAGCUUCGUGGAUAAAGGACAAGAUGAGCGCGGGCCCCAGCUGAGGCGGCAGAGGUAUCACUUCAACACCAGCUCCCUGGAACGAGACGGGCUCCUGGGGGCCGAGCUGCGCAUCCUGAGGAAGCGCCUGUCUGACCCCCGCAGGGCCUCGGUGGGAUCUGUGGACGGAGGCCGAGGAGGAGACGGGGGUGGAGGAGGCUCGUCCCCGUGCCUGAAGCUCUACACCUGCGCCUCAGGUAAACAGAAGGCUGCCGUGCUCCAGACUAAGACCACGGAGGACCUGCUCAGCGGCUUCGGCAGCAGAUGGGAAGUGUUUGACAUAUGGAAACUCUUCAAGGGCUUGAAACACCAGCAGCACCAGCACUCCCAGCAGCUGUGCUUUGAACUGGAGGCUCUGGAGCACAGAGGCGGCCGGCCCGUGGACCUGCGCACGCUCGGGUUCGCACGGCUCGGCCGGACCAACAAGGAAAAGGCUUUCUUCUUGGCGUUUGGCAAAAGCAAGAAGCGUGACCUUUUUUACAACGAGAUCAAAGCCCGGUCCGGCCACGACAACAAGACCGUCUACGAGUACCUGUUCACGCAGAGACGGAUGCGGCGGGCCCCUGCUGCCAGGGGGGGGGCCAAGAAGCCUCUGCAGCCGCCGCAGUCCCUCCCCCAACACCAGGUGGUGAAGGCGAGGCCGCGCUGCAACCGGAAACACCUCCACGUGAACUUCAAGGAGAUGGGCUGGGACGACUGGAUCAUCGCUCCGCUGGAGUACAACGCGUACCACUGUGACGGCGCCUGCGACUUCCCCAUCCGCUCGCACCUGGAGCCGACCAACCACGCCAUCAUACAGACGCUCAUCAACUCCAUGGACCCCGAGGCGGCGCCGCCCACCUGCUGCGUGCCCACGCGACUCACCCCCAUCAGCAUCCUCUACAUCGACUCGUCCAACAACGUGGUGUACAAGCAGUACGAGGACAUGGUGGUGGAGGCCUGUGGCUGCAGGUAGCAGAGAAGGGCGAGAGAGGACGAGAGAGAAAGACACUUCCUGCCCUUCACUUUAAGAAACGACGGGACUGUUAACGCCGAGGGAGAGAGUUGUUAUUUCAACUGACGGUGACAGAACUCACUGCUCAGCAACAGACUCUAUCUUUCACUCUCAAGUGGUCUGUCCGGCUGCAUACCGAAGACUGUGGGACACUGAGACUAAACAGGGAGAGACACACAUGGAGGUGUUGCUCUUUAACGCAACACUCACAGAAACAUGUGUUGUGUUGUUGUUGAACAGGAUGUGUCCGAGAGACCGAACAGAGCAGACGGCUGUUCUCAUCUUUAUCGCCCGCUCUAUCGUAUUCUUUAUUCCUCUUCAGAUUUGUAUCUUCGACUGAUCUCGGUGUAAAAAGUUUAUUUGUAAUAGAAAUGCUAUCGACACAUAUUUGACUUAUACUCACAAAUGCCCUUUUCCAGCACUUACCUGCCGAUGUGCCUUCGGCCUUUCACACGAGGAGUCGUCCGAGACUUUUCCAACAAAGCAUGUGAAGAAUGUCUGACGUGUAAAUAAAGUGAUGAAGUGCUGAUCUGACCUGAUACAAAUGUGGGAAAGUUGCAUAAAAUGCUCUCCAGAAAAACAGAGACAGAAAUGUCUAAUUGACUGAGCUCCAACUCCUCUAUCAGUCUGAACCUGCGUGGACGGAAACAUCUGAGGAAUUUAUCGUUUUCAGAUGCCAAGUGACGAAAGAAUGUUUGGUUUGGAACGUCAGCGUUUCAUUGGUUUAACCAGCAGCUGCCGAGUUAGCUGAAGAACAUUAGUUCACACGUAUGGAAGAAGUUUGUCUGUUAAUAAAUUUCAUCCUUAGAUUUAA